Messenger RNA from Dendronephthya gigantea, 975 nucleotides. RefSeq lists its product as uncharacterized. Lineage: Eukaryota; Metazoa; Cnidaria; Anthozoa; Malacalcyonacea; Nephtheidae. Gene Ontology annotation, biological process: spermatogenesis. The transcript is spliced from 3 exons. The record is from RefSeq and is a predicted model, not a curated record. The coding region runs from base 127 to 654 and encodes 175 amino acids.
UUAACCUUUUCUGUACUCGCUUGUGGAGCGAACAUGAAGUACCGAUAGUUGCAAUUUUUGGAGAAGAUGGUUUGUUUUGCUUCAAUCUCUGUCUAAAAACGGACAAUUUCUCGCUUUCAACGACCGAUGUCUGACUGCGAUGGUUUACAAAAUAAGCUAGGAAUGUCCCCUUGUAGUAAAGGAAACGAUGUACCUCAAAACACGGAAGAUGAAUGGUCGGAAAACAUUGAAAAUUUUGAACAAGUACAUGAAAAUGGUGGCGAUGUAAUUGUAUCAAGUGACAGUGACGAAGAUGGCGAAAAUUUGGCUGCUCAAGGAUAUAUCUCCCUUGCCCAAAGUGAAGACGAUAUUGCAGCAAAUGAAAUUGAACAGGCUGAACAAGAGACGAGUGCAGACAGUAAUGAGGAAAAACCCGAUAUUCAAACUGAAGAUCCUGAAGAGUCCAGAACGUUUCCUAGUGGUUCAUCAACUGCCGCCUUCUCAUCUUCCUCACAGGCUCAGAUGGGUGAAGAUGAAAUAAAUUUGAUAAAAUCGGUAAUGACAAACAUUCAGCUGCCAAGCUCUGCUAUUCCUGAGUGGGCAAAGAAAGUACCAGAGGAAAAGUGGAAACAACCACUUGUUUCUGCUCUUCAACAAAGAACGAAUAAAAAGUAGAAUUAUUUAAAUACAGAUAGUUAGUCUCCAAGUCAAUGUAAUUCUCUCUAUUUCCCACUGACCCAACCUAAAGGAACACAAAUUUGCUAGUCCCUCUCUUUUUUCACAUACAACUACUCCAGGAUUCUAAUCUCAUCCAUUUUUAGAUGGUACCCACUAGUUGCCUUGGGGUGGUAUGCCCACCUAACCCCACGACCCUAUCCACAUCUUAAUACCUCCUAUUCACCCCUUUGGUUACUUUACCAUAGCAAUCCUUUGAACAUUAAUGUCCUCCACCACCCAAAGAAUUAACCUUCUUCAAUUACAUUUAUUUGUGAAAAU